AUGACACAGGUGAGAGUUCUGCAGGAAAUCAUGACCCUUUCAUCUGCCAACAUCCCUGCACCUCUGAACAGCUCUGAUACCCGCUCGGCAGGCUGCCUCCUCACAGGUAUCCCUGGCCUGGAGCACCUGCACAUCUGGCUCUCCAUCCCCUUCUGUGCCAUGUACAUAGCUGCCCUGGCAGGAAAUGGUGUUCUGAUCUGUGUCAUCUUCUCCCAGCCAAGCCUGCACGAGCCCAUGUACAUAUUCCUCUCCCUCCUAGCUGGUGCUGACGUCCUUCUCUCCACCUCCACCAUGCCGAAGGCUCUGGCUAACUUCUGGUUUGGUUCUGGCCAUAUUUCCUUUGAAGGCUGCCUCACACAGAUGUUCUUCAUCCACUUCCUCUUCGUAGCAGAUUCUGCUGUCUUGCUGGCCAUGGCUUUUGACCGUUAUGUGGCCAUCUGCUCUCCUCUACGAUAUGCCACGAUCCUCACCAGCGCAGUCAUUGGGAAGAUUGUCGUGGCCACGUUGACUCGCAGCUUCAUGAUCAUGUUUCCGUCCAUCUUUCUCCUCAAGCGCCUGCACUACUGCCGAGUUAACGUCAUUGCACACACUUUCUGCGAGCACAUGGGCAUUGCCCGUUUGUCUUGUUCUGACAUCUCCAUCAAUGUCUGGUACGGGCUGGCCGCUGCUCUUCUCUCCACAGGACUGGACAUUAUCCUCAUCACCAUUUCUUACAUCCACAUUCUCCACGCUGUCUUUCGUCUCCCUUCUCAAGACGCCCGUUCCAAGGCCCUAAGCACUUGUGGCUCCCAUGUCUGUGUCAUCCUACUCUUCUACAUCCCUGCCCUCUUCUCCGUCUUUGCCUACAGGUUUGGUGGGAGACACAUCCCGCGUUAUGUCCAUAUUCUGCUGGCCAACCUCUAUGUGGUCAUCCCUCCCAUGCUCAAUCCCAUUAUUUAUGGAGUAAGAACCAAGCAGAUUUUGGAAGGGGCUAAACAGAUGUUCUCAAGUGUUGUUAAAGUGUUUAGAUAA
Molecule: messenger RNA, 1011 nt
Organism: Elephantulus edwardii (Cape elephant shrew)
Lineage: Eukaryota; Metazoa; Chordata; Mammalia; Macroscelidea; Macroscelididae
Product: olfactory receptor 52B6-like
Exons: 1
Coding region: 1-1011 (336 amino acids)
Biological process (GO): G protein-coupled receptor signaling pathway
Cellular component (GO): membrane
Molecular function (GO): olfactory receptor activity; G protein-coupled receptor activity
Source: RefSeq, a predicted model, not a curated record